AUGGUUGCAAUGGUUCUUAGUUUUAAUGGUUAUGGUAUUCAUGGUAGUAAUGGUUAUGGCGCUGAUGGUAUUGAUGGUUAUGGUAUUCAUGGUAGUAAUGGUUAUGGCGCUGAUGGUAAUAAUAGUUAUGGUAUUGAUGGCAGUAAUGGUUGUAAUGGUUAUAAUGGUUAUUGUGGUUCUGACGAGGGCUGGAGAGUUACGGCGACGGCGGCCCAGACGGAGGCGCAGACGGAGGCGCAGACGGAGGCGCAGACGAAGGCGCAGACGAAGGCGCAGACGAAGGCGCAGACGAAGGCGCAGACGGAGGCGCAGACGAAGGCGCAGACGAAGGAAAGGCGAAGGCGCAGACGAAGGCGCAGAAGCCACUACGAAGGGGGGGGGGGCGAGGGAAAGGAGGAAAGUACUUGGGGUAAUCUGGAAGGCCUUCCCCGAGGGCCUCCCCCGAGGGCCUCCCCCGAGGGCCUCCCCCGAGGGCCUCCCCCAGGGCCUCCCCCGAGGGCCUCCCCACCCCAGGGCCUCCCCCAGAGCGGGCCUCCCCCAAGCAGGGGGCCUCCCCCGGGAGGGCCUCCCACUUCCCAGGGCCUCCCCCGGAGGAGGCUCGAGGACAUAGAUAAGGAGCCGAAGCCAGUGGGAAGAGUGCCAGUCGCCGCCUUAUUGAAACCAGAGUCUAGAAGUCUGGCACUGACAGCCCCGACUGCCAGGGGGGACUGA
Molecule: messenger RNA, 711 nt
Organism: Penaeus monodon (black tiger shrimp)
Lineage: Eukaryota; Metazoa; Arthropoda; Malacostraca; Decapoda; Penaeidae
Product: ectodysplasin-A-like
Exons: 3
Coding region: 1-711 (236 amino acids)
Source: RefSeq, a predicted model, not a curated record